AUGGAAACCAUCAGAAACCUGGCCUCUUUUCUCAAAACUUUGAUGAUGGAGAAAAUCUGUCCUCUGAAGAUGCAGUACAGUUCAUGAAAAAUGACACCUGGUCCUCUAUGAUAGGAGAAGUCUGUGAAUUGCCUGUCACUGAAGAUCAGAAUAAAGACCAGACUGUGUUUGUGAGACAGCAUAUGAUAGGGAAUGUCAGUGAAGUCAAUGAAGACUAUCAGUGUGGACAGCCCUUCAGCUGGAUUCUAGAUCUUUCUGUGUUCAGAAGAACUCCUGUGGAAGCCUAUUCUUCAUCAUAUCUCCAGUGUGUGGAAACCUCCAUGGAUCAUUCGUCACUUGCACAACACAUCAGCUCUCACUUUGAAUAUGGUACCUCUCAAGAUAAGGGAUGUGAGGAAGUCUGCAGUUGGUCUCCUUACCCCAGGACCCCAGUUCAAACUGUAACUGGAAAGAAAUCCUAUGAAUGUAAAGAAUGUGGCAAAACUUUACGCUAUCCUUCUCACCUCCGUACACAUAUGAGAAGUCACAAUGGAGAAAGGCCUUAUGAAUGUAAGGAAUGUGGGAAAGCCUUUGGUCAGUCUUCAGGCCUCAAUAGACAUAUGAGAACUCACAGUGGCGAGAAGCCAUAUGAAUGUAUGGAAUGUGGGAAAGCCUUUCUUCAGUCUUCAGGCCUUAUUGCACAUAUGAGAAAUCACAGUGGAGAGAAGCAUUUUGAAUGUAAGGAAUGUGGGAAAACCUUUGUUCGGUCUUCAUCCCUCAAUAGUCAUAUGAGAACCCACAGUGGAGAGAAGCCAUAUGAAUGUAAGUUAUGUGGGAAAGUCUUUAGUGUGUCCUCAAAUGUUAUUCAACAUAUGAUAAUUCACAGUGGAGAGAGGCCUUAUAAAUGUAAAGAAUGUGGCAGAGCCUUUUCUCAUUAUUCAUCUCUUAUCAGACACAGGAGAAUUCACAGUGGGGAGAGGCCCUAUGAGUGUAAGGAAUGUGGCAAAACCUUUCGUUGGUCCUCAAACUUCUCUGUGCACAAGCACACUUGCGGUAAAGAGAAGUCUUAAGUAAGGAUGAUUUGCCAUGUAAUAAUGCUUAAAACUACAAAUUCCAUAAGAGAAAGCAUCUUAGAGAGUAAGAAGGCAACAGAAAUGGAAAGAAAGGAUCAUGAAAAUUAUUUUGUGCCUUUGGGAAAACUAACAAUUUCAUUGUAUGUACACAUCUGUCUUAAUAAUGGCUAAUUCUUCAGUUUCGUGAGCAGCUGUGCAGGGGUGUACUUUCCCAGUUCAUGCUAAAUUUACCUCAAAGCUUUUUGUAUCACACGUAAGGAUUUAGGGAGCAGCCUUGAACAUUCGUUAGUUUGUGGUUUAAAAUUUUUAAGUUGAUGGUUAAAUUGCAAUAAAAUGCUGAUUUUA
Molecule: messenger RNA, 1397 nt
Organism: Echinops telfairi (small Madagascar hedgehog)
Lineage: Eukaryota; Metazoa; Chordata; Mammalia; Afrosoricida; Tenrecidae
Product: zinc finger protein 426-like
Exons: 3
Coding region: 84-1049 (321 amino acids)
Biological process (GO): regulation of transcription by RNA polymerase II
Molecular function (GO): DNA-binding transcription factor activity, RNA polymerase II-specific; RNA polymerase II cis-regulatory region sequence-specific DNA binding
Source: RefSeq, a predicted model, not a curated record